AACAUUGUAAAAGAAUUUAUUCAACCUGAAACAGACAAGUCUUCUAAAGAGGAUGAAGAAGAUAGUAAGGAGGAUGAGAAACUUGAGGAGGAAAAGGAAGAAGAGAAAGCAGAAGAGAAACCUUCGGUAUCUGCAGCGGAAGAAAAACUCAUUCGAUUCAUUGGAAAAGAUGAAAAUGUUCAUUCCAAACCUCUAUUUGGAACAGAUUUGUUGUCUUCCUGGAGAGAAUCAGCUAAUCAAGGUACACUGGCCCCAAAGUAUCUUGAAGCAAUGGCCAUAAUUGAAUGCAUGCAGGAAAAGUUAAUGGAGGUUGAAAGCAGAGCCAGAGAAGCAGAGGAGAAGUUUGAGGAUGUAAAUGAGAAACUACAUUACACCCUUAUAAGAAAUAAAGAGCUAGAGGAAACACUGAUGAAGUUUAGAGAGAAGGAGCCUGAAGAAGAAGAAAAAGGCAGAGAAAGAGGAGAAGAAGAUGACAAAGAAGAGGAAGAAGAAGAAACCAGGCCAGUAGAAAGUUCCUCAAAAUCUCUAAAGGAAGAUGCACAGUGCAAGGAAGGUCCUCUCAACACUAAAUCCAGAACCCAGACUAAAUCCAAUCAAAAGAUCAAACCCGAGCAGAACCCAUAGGGUGUGGGGUUUCUCCAUGGCCCCCUCUACAGAUACUCCUGUGCUACUGAGCAGACAUUGUGGGUUGAUUGGAGGGACUCCCUUUGCAGCAGCUACUAGGCCAG
Molecule: messenger RNA, 728 nt
Organism: Manis javanica (Malayan pangolin)
Lineage: Eukaryota; Metazoa; Chordata; Mammalia; Pholidota; Manidae
Source: RefSeq, a predicted model, not a curated record